AUGGAUUUAAUUGGUUCAGCAGUUCUGGGCAAUAACAAUAGCAACAACGAUAACAACAGCAUCAACAACAACAACAACCACAACAACAAUAAUAGCAGUAAUAGUAGCAGUAUGAAUAGUGAUAGCAGUAUUAUUGACGAUAAUAAUAUAGCUGAUAUUCAGAAUUCGGAAGAAAAUAAAAGUACCGCAUCAUUGAAAUCCGAAUUUAUGCCAUUAAUUGAUGAAUUAGCAACAGUAUCACCAUCUUCAUCAACUGUUGAACAAACUAGUAGCACUCCCGAAUCAAGGAUUCGAAUUACAACAAGUCCAGCUAAUAAUAAUAAUAAUAGACCGAUUACUACUGAUUCAUCACCAACGAUGAUGGAAAAAGCUGAACGGCCAAGUUUAAGCUAUAAAGAUCUCAUUAUUGAGGCCAUUGAAAGUAGUCCGGAAAAACGGUUAAAGUUGAAUGAAAUUUAUCAAGUAAUUCGUAUGACUCAUCCGUAUUAUCGUUUACGACCGGAUCAAUGGGGUUGGCAAAAUUCUAUACGUCAUAAUUUGAGUCUUCAUGAUUGCUUUGUUAAAUUACCUCUAAAACAAACAUCUGCUAGUGGUGUUGUUGGUCAUUUUUGGACAGUUGUACCGGAGUUAGGUGAUAAGCAAACAUUACGACGACGUAAUCGAGUAACAAAUCGAUCAGGCGCUCGUGCAGCAUCAACAAGCGCAGCUGCAGCAGGUGGACAAUUUAAUGGUCGUCUAUCAUCAGUUGAUGGUACCACAAAUGGUAUUUUAAAUUGUGCAAUAGGAGCUGAUAGUAAUGGAUUCACAGAUGGAAGUGGAAUAAUUAGUGAUCAUAGCGGGAGUACAAGUCCUGCUCAUUGUUUACUUGAUGGUAUUCAUAGUGGUACUAGUGAAUUCCGGUCUAAUACGGAUUCGAUGUUGAUCUCAACACAAUCAGUUUUCAAGCCACAACCAUCAUAUACUUCAGCAUUAAGCCAUCAUUUAUCGAAAUCAACUUCAGCAGCAGCAGCAGCAGAAGCAGCAAUUUUAGAAAGUUUUGGUUCAACAAAUAAUAAUACCAAUCAAAAUCCAUUACUUGCAUUAUCAACACCAACAAGUUCAGCAGCAUUUAUGAAUGCUGCCUUUAAUUCAUCAUCUUUUACCACUGACGAUUAUAAAUCAUACACGCAGAAUUUGCUUAAUGCUUAUUUUUACCAACAGGGUCUAUUAACAUCAUUGCAACAGUUAGCCGAAGUUGCUAACCGGGUUAAUCCAAUCGCAGCAACAUUACCAACAUCUUUACUUGGUACAAAAAUGCCGUUAUUGAAUGGAUUACUCUCAAAUCCGGCACUUUUUUCUUCUCAAAUGCCAAUUGUUAGUGUUGCAACAGCUGCAGCUAUAAAAGCAGCAGCUUUCGGCUUAUCACCUUUGCUACCUCUAAGUUUAAGUGGUACAUCAGCAACAACAUCAACAACGAGCAAUAAUCCAUUUCCGGAUUCAGAACAUAUGUCGGGACCACCGAAGAUAUCAAUUUGUCCAACAAGUAGUACUCAACCACAACUCUCAUCAUCCGGUGCUUCUCUAUCAUUCCCAAUUAAAAGCGAAGCGCAGUCAACAUUUAUGUUCUCCUAA
Messenger RNA from Cercopithifilaria johnstoni, 1611 nucleotides. Lineage: Eukaryota; Metazoa; Nematoda; Chromadorea; Rhabditida; Onchocercidae. The record is from the annotation of a GenBank genome assembly.